Molecule: messenger RNA, 2120 nt
Organism: Chilo suppressalis (striped riceborer)
Lineage: Eukaryota; Metazoa; Arthropoda; Insecta; Lepidoptera; Crambidae
Source: the annotation of a GenBank genome assembly
ACAUUGAUUUUGACAUUUGUCAACGUAUUUGUUUGUUGCGGCGAGCGGACUGAACUAACCUAAAACAGAUUUUUCUUUGAAAAGAAUCUUGAUUGAAGCUUGGUAAAAUAAAAAUUAAGAGUUCUGAUAUUGGCACAAACACUGUUAAAAGUAAAACUUGUGAUCAAAAUGGAAAUAACGAAAAAAAAUUUUGCUGAAGAAAUAGAUAACAUAACCAAAGAUUUGGAACGUUCUUGUUUUAUUGGUUUUGAUGCUGAAUUCACAGCAAUUUUAAGUGGAGAAAAUUUCCAGCAUAGCUUAUUUGAUACAAAUGAAGAUCGCUACAAUAAAAUUAAAACAGAAGUUAGUAAGAUGUUAAUGACACAGAUUGGUCUUACGAUGUUCCAAUACGACAGAGAUAUUGAUACUUAUGUGGCAGUUGGAUACACAUUUCAUCUCUGUCCCCAAGUUUUUGGGGAGAUAGACCAGUCAUUCAUUUUCCAAGCAUCUACCCUCAAAUUUCUUUGCAAACACAAUUUUGAUUUCAAUAAGUUUACAUAUGAAGGUCUCCCAUACCUCAGCAAGGAAGAAGAUGCCUUAAUACAACAGCAUUUAAAAAAUAAUAAGCUUAUUGAAAACCUUUCUCGGACAAUGGAAAUGGAUGAAGAAAAACAACUACAAACAUACUGCUCUGAAGUUUCUAAGUGGUUAGCUACCAGUGAUGAAGGCACAAUGUAUAUAGAUGUCAAGUCUCCAGUCCUUAGGUACCUUGUUCAUAAUGAGGUCCGAUCAAGGUUUCCAGAUGUACUGACAACUGAUAGCUUAGGUAAUAGUAAUAAGGUUUUAAUAUACAGAGAUAAGAAUGUGGAAGGUGCAAACAGUGCCCCAAAAAAUGUUUUAGAAGAGAAUUUAAUGAACAAUCUUUUAGGUUUUUCACAAAUCAUCUACUUACUUGAAACAUAUAAAAAGCCGAUAGUAGGCCACAAUUUAUUCUUAGACACUGUUUUACUGCAUAAUCAGUUUAUAGGAUCACUACCAGAGAAAUAUUCCACGUUCAAAAAGAAUAUCAACAAAAUGUUUCCAAAUAUUUAUGAUACAAAAUUUAUUUCCCAUGAAAUGUCAAAGAAAUUGUCAUUUGAUGAAGUGUGGAAAUCUAAUGCACUGCAAGACUUGUAUGAAUUUUUUGCUGAAGGGAAAUGUAAGAAGCUGGAACUAGGUGUGAACCCCAUCAGGUUGAGCACUCCGUUUGAUGUAAAGCAAUCCUACCAUGAAGCCGGGUGGGACUCAUUUUGUUCUGGGUACUGCUUUAUUCGCCUGGGCCACUGGGCAGCGAGCGAAGCGAGCGGCCAGCACCGGCCGGUGGGGCCCACGCAGACGCUGGCCGGGCUGCGCGAGUACUGCAACCGCGUCAACGUCAUACGCGGCGCCGUGCCCUACAUGAAUCUAGUCGAAGAAGAUCCCUUAACGCAUCGUCCAAGCGUGCUGCAUGUCAAGUCCUUAAAUGAGCGUGUUAUCGACAUCAGCAAGGUGGUCGCAGCGCUUUCGGGCAUCGGCUCUAUAGACGUGAAGCCUUACGGCCGUAGAACGGCGCUGAUAGCAGCCGGCACAAAAUUUACUGCAGAUAGAAUACUGAAACAGUACAAAGACAGUCCCGAGUACCGCAUCUCUGUGUUCAACUACUACCGACACAGCGUGACCGGCCGGAUGGCUCUAUGGGGAGGAGCUCUACUGACUGGCAGUCUAGUCAUAUAUUUUUUGCAUAAUAAUCUUAAAACUAAAAGUAAUUUAUUAUAAUAGCCGUUGUUAAUAUAGAAAAUACUCAAAUCAACACAAACUAAUUAAUAGCAUAAUAUGUAACUAUAGCAAGCUUUUCAUACAAACGACAAAGUCGUUUUUAUGUACAUCCCAUUACUGUUAUUAUUAAGAUCAAUUUAAAGACUGUUUAGUAUCUAGUUUUUUUAUAAGUCAUAAAGUGAGUUUAUUCUUCCAUAAAUGUUUAAGUCACGUUGAUAAUUGCAAUUUGCAUUUAUACUGUUAUUUUUAUACUUCAUAUUUAAAGCAAAAUGUAUUGUUGUUUUGUGAAAUCGCUUUUCUGUUAAAUCAGGUAGAAGGUUGAAAAUAUAGUAUUUUGGUUAUAAUAA